This is a messenger RNA of Cladophialophora psammophila CBS 110553, 2037 nucleotides long. RefSeq lists its product as uncharacterized. Gene Ontology annotation, biological process: regulation of transcription by RNA polymerase II; DNA-templated transcription. Gene Ontology annotation, cellular component: chromatin. The coding region runs from base 1 to 2037 and encodes 678 amino acids. Gene Ontology annotation, molecular function: zinc ion binding; RNA polymerase II cis-regulatory region sequence-specific DNA binding; DNA-binding transcription factor activity, RNA polymerase II-specific. Lineage: Eukaryota; Fungi; Ascomycota; Eurotiomycetes; Chaetothyriales; Herpotrichiellaceae. The record is from RefSeq and is a predicted model, not a curated record. The transcript has a single exon.
AUGCUGUCCUCGCCCGCAGUAGCCGAACAUGACGCCACUCUAACUACACAAACUAUCCAAUUCAACUUCAAUGGGCCCCUUGAUGCACAUCCGCUUAUGGAGCAAUUUCCUGACAUCCACUCCGGACAUUGGCUCCUGGAAGAUGACUUCGACUUUACCGUUUUCGAACCCAUGGGGUUUAGCAGCGCUAUGCACGAGCCACAUCCAAUAAAUCAUGACAAUAAUCCAAAGUCAUCACAUCAGCAAAAGACAGAGAAACCCAAAUUUCGACCAGCAGUCCUUGAUCUCAGGCAAAUCUGGUAUGUUCAGGUUUCGGGUAUGGAAAACGAGCCUGAGCUAGAUUCUGGGACGGCAACUCCAAGGGAUGCCGCUACGACGACUCUCGACAACAUUGACGAAACAUAUCGUGUGAGAAUGGCAAGCAAGCUGCGACCACCCCUGCGGGAUGAGCCGCUGCCCUCCAUUGACUUUAUGAAUCUAUGUAUUCAUCUCUUUUUCACCAGAUUCAAUGUCGCCUUACCCCUCAUACAUAGCCCUUCAUUUCGACCCACACACAGCAACGCUCUCUUGGUGCUCUCGAUUUGUUCGGCAGGAUGUCUAUCUCUUGGCGCUGAGACGUCAGCAAAAACGGGCUCCAUGCUCUUUGAACGAGUGAACAAGGCUAUUCUUGUUGCUCCCUGGGAAAGAGCCCUUCCUCGAACCAAUGACCAAACCUGGAAUAUCGUAAAGGCAUCUAUAAUAGGUCAGACUUACGCACUGCUAUCUGGUGAUCCAGCUCACCGAGCAACGGCCGCUGCCUAUCAUGGGUCGCUCAUCGCGCUUGCCCGUUACCACAAAUUAUUUAAUCCGGCACCGGCUUUUCACCUCCCUAAUGAUCUUUCUACGGAGGAUCUGGACAGAGCAUGGAGAACGUGGGCAACGCAGGAAGAGCUGAGGAGGAUAGCUGUGCUCCUUUAUAUCCAUGACGCCGAGAUCGCAGCAUUGUUUCAUCAUGAGCCGGUCUUUCGUCACAAUGCGGGACAUAUACCCACAGUCUCCUCACCAGAACUCUUCUCUGCUCCGUCAGCGUCCGCCUGGGCUUCAUUACUCCGAGCUGAGCAAAGAGAAAGCCAAUUCGGAACCCCCGAUUAUCGAGCCGAAAUCACUAGCUCUUUCAACCUUGGGCACGGAACGAUUAGUGGUGAGAACCAGUCAAACCCCUUGUUACAGAGAGGCAUGAAGUACCGCAACAUAUUGAAUGUCUAUAACAACCUUUCGGGUAUCAGUGCAUCGAUUUGUGAGUGCCGACAUUUGGAUCUCCUCUCUUUUAACAUGGUGAGCAAAUUCGAAUCUGACCUUCUCACUUGGUAUGCGUCCACACCAAAGGGCUUCAAAGUGUCGUACGACGCCUCUAUGCAGACGGAAGCUCCAUUCAGCUUGCUCCCAUUAUGGCAUUACAACUUCCUCGCCUUGAGUACAGAUCUCAAUGUUCUUGAGAUUGCGGUCGGCAAGGAAGGUAGCGAAGUUUCCCCGUCGACUCGGGCGUCAGUGUUAUCCUGGAUCACGUCGUUGGAUUCCAAAAGAUGCUUGCUCCACGCCUUGUUCCUGCAAAAUCUGAUCGUAUCCACAAACAUGGGCGCACUUGUUGCCAUUCAUACGCCACGAAUUCUGUUCUCGGCCGCGAUUUGUUGGUAUUGUUAUAUGCUGUACCUGCCAGAGUGCCCUUCAGUGUCAAUAUCAUGGACCUCCCCAUUCCCAGCUGGCAUGUUUGAACCACUAAAUUCGUUGCCUGAGAUCCAGCUGCUUCGCGAAGGCAAAAGUUUAGACUCGACCAACAUCUACCCGGUGCCGCACAUACUUGACGAAACUCUCGCUGCUCUGCCGAAGAUCCUGGCUGCGAACGUUGCCGAAAUGAAGGCUAAUACCCUUUGCGUUAUUGAGUGCAUUCUCCGCAGACUAGGGACGAGUGGUAUUUCCCUGCGAUUUGCAGACAUAAUUCAGGCUUUCAUUUCUGGAGAGACGAAGAGCACCAGAGUUGAUCAGUAUAGCGUUCAAUAA